AAAAGACCAUCUUGCCCUUGUCUUUUAGCCUCUUAAUCAACUAGCACUAGCAGGCAGGACUGCCUCGGUGGACAAAACCCUAACCUUACCCUUAACCUAAAACCCUCUGUUUUUUUUUUUUUUCUUUUGUGAAAGAGAUCAGCAAUCUAUCAAUGGAUUCAGUGUGGAAGCUGAUGAGAAUGAAACCCAAUUCCGUUACAGAAAUUGUAAGGUGUUUCAGCUCAAUAAGAGAAACAAGAGGCAGUUUCAGUUUGAAUGGUGAAAGAGACGAUGCAUCAAAUGUUGAUAAUUCACCUCCUCACCCCAUUCCUAACAGGCCCUUAAGAGGCCAAACUUCUUUCAACCAGUCUCAAUCUCAAUCUCCAAGAAUUCCCAGAAGAAAUACCAAUCAAAAUCAUCUGUCUAGUGAUGAUUUUCUCGAGAAAUUCAAGCUCAACAAGCGUAAUCACAAGGAUGAAAUCCCUCAUCAAAUAAAUAAUCAUACUUCUAAGGAUGAAAACAUCAAUAAAUCUUCACCACCGCCUCCUCCUCCAGACGCCAAUGAUAUCUUCAACAAGAUGAAAGAAACAGGGCUCAUACCAAAUGCAGUUGCAAUGCUUGAUGGGCUAUGCAAAGAUGGUCUUGUUCAAGAAGCUAUGAAGCUCUUUGGUCUAAUGCGCCAGAAAGGUACUAUCCCUGAGGUUGUUGUUUACACUGCUGUUGUUGAUGGGUUUUGUAAAGCACAUAAAACAGACGAUGCCAAAAGAAUUUUCAAGAAAAUGAUCGAUAAUGGCAUCACUCCCAAUGCUUUUAGCUAUACUGUGACGAUUCAAGGAUUGUGUAAAUGUAAUGCGGUUGAUGAUGCUGUUGAUUUCUGUUUCCAAAUGCUGGAUGCUGGUCACUCUCCCAAUGUUACUACUUUUGUUGGUUUGGUUGAUGGGUUGUGUCGAGAGAAAGGCGUUGAUGAAGCUCAGAAUGUUAUUGAAGAUUUGCGAAAAAAAGGGUUUUACAUUAACGGUAAAGCUAUUAGAGAAUUCUUAGAUAAAAAUGCACCUUUAUCUUCUGAUCUUUCUCAAGCUAUCUUUGGAAAGAAACCAUCACAAAUGCCUUUUUGAUCUUAUAAUUUCUUGCUAUCUACUGCACAUUGUAAGUGUUUUCUCUGCUCACUUCGGUUCCAAUCAUUUAUCUUCAUCAAUGCAAGCCCUCUUUCUUAACUUUUUCUCUUUAA
Ricinus communis (castor bean) is the source of this 1207-nucleotide messenger RNA. Its product is annotated as pentatricopeptide repeat-containing protein At4g38150. NCBI's taxonomy places the organism in Eukaryota, Viridiplantae, Streptophyta, Magnoliopsida, Malpighiales, Euphorbiaceae. Gene Ontology annotation, molecular function: protein binding. The record is from RefSeq and is a predicted model, not a curated record. Bases 153 to 1094 code for a protein of 313 amino acids. The transcript has a single exon.